Molecule: messenger RNA, 992 nt
Organism: Choloepus didactylus (southern two-toed sloth)
Lineage: Eukaryota; Metazoa; Chordata; Mammalia; Pilosa; Megalonychidae
Gene: PNOC
Product: prepronociceptin
Exons: 4
Coding region: 79-606 (175 amino acids)
Biological process (GO): neuropeptide signaling pathway; sensory perception; chemical synaptic transmission
Cellular component (GO): neuronal cell body; dendrite; plasma membrane
Molecular function (GO): opioid receptor binding
Source: RefSeq, a predicted model, not a curated record
UUCGGCGGCACCCAGCCUCUCCACCGCCGGAGCCCAGCUACUGACAGCUCUCAGCGUCUUGCUUUCUGCACCUGCACCAUGAAAAUCCCGCUUUGUGACCUCCUGCUGCUCAGCCUCUUCUCAAGUGUGUUCAGCAGUUGUCAGAGGGACUGUCUGACCUGCAGAGAGAAGCUCCCAGCCCUUGACAGCUUCAGCCUGGAGGUGUGCAUCCUCGAGUGUGAAGGGAAGCUCUUCCCAAGCCCUCUCUGGACUUCAUGCACCAAGGUCAUGACCAGGGAUUCCUGGCAGCUCAGCCUUACUGACCCAGAGCACGUGACAGCUGCUCUCUACCAGCCAAGAGCAUCUGAGAUGCAGAAUCUGAAGCGAAUGCCCCGUAUUAGGAGCCUAUUCCAAGAGCAUGAAGAGACAGAGCCUGGCAUGGAUGAGGCUGGAGAGACAGAGCAGAAGCAGCUGCAGAAGAGGUUCGGGGGCUUCACUGGGGCCCGGAAGUCAGCCCGGAAGUUGGCCAACCAGAAGCGGUUCAGUGAGUUCAUGAGGCAGUAUCUCGUUCUGAGCCUGCAGUCCAGCCAGCGCCGGCGCACCUUGCACCAGAAUGGUAAUGCGUAGCCAGAAGGGAAGCCCCUCCCAGCUGCACCGUCCACUUCAAACCAUGAGUGUCAGGGUGAUCCCCCAAGCAGCAUGUCUCCAGCCCCAGACCUGCCAGCCAGGAAUCAGGAUUCCUUCUUCCCCAAGGCUCUGAGCAUCUGCAGGCCCUGCGGGCUUUGCUUCCAGGUCUCUGCCCCCAGGGAGCAGAAUCUCCACGUCUGGUUGUCUCCCCACCUCCUCUCCAUGGCAUGUUCUACAGCAACCCUGUUGCUACAUCAGAGUGUAUUUUUGUAAUUCCUCCAGUUAACAUCGAAAUGGCCCCAUCUUUCCUUCUCACCUGCUUUCCUCUCUUAGGGGUGAGUUAAAGGAAUAUUACCAAUCAAAUACACAAGCCUGGGGUUUUGACU